AUGUUACGAAUCCCAUCCGGUGUCCUCGCUCAGGCCGCCCGGAGGACUGACAUCGGCGGCUGGAUGGACACGGAGAGCCAAAAUGGCUUGCGGUUCGAUUCAUCAGACAAUACCUCGCCCUUUGACUUGGUGUCCGACAUCUUGGGACGCGCGUCUUUCUGCUCCAUCCCAGAUGCAGGAAGCGACGGUCAAGCCCAGCUGUCCCAGGCGUUGAAUGGCGUUUCCGACAAGGCGAAGGAGGCGAAGGAGUUCCUGGUGCAGCUGAAGAACAUUCUGCAGCAGAUCCAGGAGAACGGGCUGGACUAUGAAGCCUGCCUGGUCGCUCAGUGUGACGCGCUGGUCGAGGCUCUGACUCGGCAGAAGGCCAAGCUGCUCACCAAGGUCACGAAAGAGCGGGAGCACAAGCUGAAGAUGGUCUGGGACCAGAUCAACCCCUGCACGCUGAAGCUGCGCCAGUCCACGGGGCUGAUGGAGUACUGCCUGGAGGUAAUCAAGGAGAACGACCCCGCCGGCUCCCUCCAGAUCUCGGACGCCCUGAUCAAGCGAGUCCAGGUGUCUCAGGAGCAGUGGGUCAAAGGUGCCCUGGAGCCCAAGGUGUCCGCGGAGUUUGACCUGACCUUGGACAGUGAGCCGCUGCUGCAGGCCAUCCACCAGCUGGACUUCAUCCAGAUGAAAUGUAGGGUGCCGCCCGGCCCCCUGCUGCAGCUGGAGAAGUGCUGCACCCGCAACAACAGCGUCACGCUGGCCUGGAGGCUGCCGCCCUUCACCCACAGCCCCGUGGACGGCUACAUCCUGGAGCUGGACGACGGCGACGGGGGGCAGUUCCGGGAGGUGUACGUGGGCAAGGAGACCCUAUGUACCAUCGACGGCCUCCAUUUCAACAGCACCUACAACGCCAGGGUCAAGGCCUUCAGCUCCUCCGGCGUCGGGCCUUACAGCAAGACCGUGGUCCUGCAGACGUCGGACGUGGCCUGGUUCACCUUUGACCCCAACUCUGGGCACCGGGACAUCAUUUUGUCCAACGACAACCAGACGGCCACCUGCAGCAGCUACGACGACCGGGUGGUGCUGGGCACGGCGGCCUUCUCCAAGGGCGUGCACUACUGGGAGCUGCACGUGGACCGCUACGACAACCACCCGGACCCCGCCUUCGGGGUGGCCCGGGCCAGCGUGGUCAAGGACAUGAUGCUGGGCAAGGACGACAAGGCCUGGGCCAUGUACGUGGACAACAACCGCAGCUGGUUCAUGCACUGCAACUCCCACACCAACAGGACGGAAGGCGGCGUGUGCAAGGGGGCCACCGUGGGCGUGCUGCUGGACCUGACCCAGCACACCCUGACCUUCUUCAUCAACGGCCAGCAGCAGGGCCCCACGGCCUUCAGCCACGUGGACGGGGUCUUCAUGCCGGCUCUCAGCCUCAACCGCAACGUGCAGGUCACCCUGCACACAGGACUGGACGUGCCAACCCACCUGGGGCGGCCCAAGCUGGCCGGCAACUAGCCCCCCCGACUCCCGCCCCACAAGGGCG
This is a messenger RNA of Myotis lucifugus (little brown bat), 1528 nucleotides long. RefSeq names its product tripartite motif containing 67 (gene TRIM67). The record is from RefSeq and is a predicted model, not a curated record. Gene Ontology annotation, molecular function: protein binding. NCBI's taxonomy places the organism in Eukaryota, Metazoa, Chordata, Mammalia, Chiroptera, Vespertilionidae. Bases 1 to 1500 code for a protein of 499 amino acids. The transcript has 10 exons.